This is a messenger RNA of Quercus lobata, 2627 nucleotides long. RefSeq names its product ankyrin repeat-containing protein NPR4-like. Gene Ontology annotation, cellular component: membrane. The coding region runs from base 458 to 2311 and encodes 617 amino acids. Gene Ontology annotation, molecular function: protein binding. The record is from RefSeq and is a predicted model, not a curated record. Lineage: Eukaryota; Viridiplantae; Streptophyta; Magnoliopsida; Fagales; Fagaceae. The transcript is spliced from 7 exons.
UCUCUUCUCUCUGCUAAAACAACCACGACUGACAACACCCAAAAGUUUUAGUUUACCUGCUCUCUUUAUAUUCUCGAGGUCGUUCCAGAAAAUUCCAAGCACAAAUCGAAGAUCUUCAACUGUAUUUAUAUGAAGAGCUUUUCUUCUUUUUCAGUCCGUAGACAAGGGAGCAAAGCCAAAAAAUUACAAGAUUUGGAGAACUUUUUUCGCCAUUAUUCUCAAACUGAAGCAAAGAACAAGAAAGAGUAGAAAAGGAAAGAGACUGGUAGAUCAGUCCAAGCUCAGGGAGCCAUUGAAACUCACAAGUUCACAACCACUCCAAGAACAGCAACAUCUGCAUCAACAGCAUAGCCAAGAGUUUUGUAUUCCGUGUUUACGUACAUGAUAUCUUACGUAUUUCAAAAGAAGGGGGAAAAGAAAAACCAUCAAAGAGGGUGCUUUCAACACGUCUCAUAGAAUGAGUCAUCCUCAUGGGGCUUCUUUUGAAAAUAUCGAUCGACAAGGACCCUCUUCCGUUCAAUCUGUUACUGCAGUUACUAGUCCUCACAUGGCUUUAGCGAUUACGUCCGAGACAAGCAGGCAUGUCGCACAAGAAAAUCCAAAUCAGACUUCUAAGUGUGAAGCCUGUAAGAGGCCAACAAGAUUUGAGUACCUUGAACUCUAUCGAGCUGCCCUAGAAGGUAAUUGGGACAAAGCUAAAAUAGUGGUGGAAGAAUAUCCAGAAGCCAUUCGAGAUUCCAUUACAGAAACGUGUGACGUUCUUCACAUUGCAUUCGCAUCAAAACACUCGUCUUUUGUAAAAGAAGUGGUGAGAUUUUUGACCGACAAAGACUUAGAACGGAUAAACGUAAAUGGAGAUACAGCCCUUUGCUUUGCUGCAAAAUUAGGAACUGUGAAAAUUGCUAAGGAGAUGGUUGAUAAGAACAAUAGGCUCCCACUCGUCUGCAGUAGCGAAGAAAGGACACCACUUCACAUAGCAGCAAAGCUCGGAAGAAGAGACAUGACGUCGUAUCUAUGCGAUGUGACUCCUUUAGAAAAUUUGUCUCUCGACGAACGCAUGGAGAUCCUUAUGGCUACUAUUACCAAUGAUAUGUAUGAUAUAGCACUCAAAAUUCUGAAAGAGGAUGAAAAAUUAGCAACUGCAAAAGAUGAAAAGACUAUUGCAGCAUUGCGUGAGUUGGCCAAAAAACCCUUUGUAAUUGGCAGCGAAAGUUGGCUAUCACUCUGGGAAAGAUGCUUCAACUUCGGGUUCAAAGGUAUCCGUGACAAAAUUAACAGACAAGAAUUAGUCCAUGAAAUGGUUAUUCGCGUCUGGAUUGCGGUUCAACAAUUCAAGGACAGCCGGUUCUCAAACAUUUUUCUUCAAACUCCACUUUUUGAUGCUGCAGAAUUUGGGAAUGCUGAAUUUCUAAUUAUACUUAUUCGCUAUUAUCCUGAUAUGAUAUGGACUACGAACUAUUUCCAUCGAAGUUUAUUUCACAUUGCUGUUAUGAACCGGCAAGAGAGUGUCUACAAGUUGAUACAUGAGAUGGGCGCUAUCAAGGAAAUAAUUCUAACCUAUGUUGACGCCUAUAAACAAAACAUCCUGCACUUAGCAGGAAAAUUGGCUCCAAAAACCCGAUUAAAUCUUGUACCAGGAGCAGCCCUUCAAAUGCAACGGGAGUUGUUAUGGUUUAAGGAGGUAGAAAAGAUUGUGCCGCCUUCAUACCCGAAGAUGAGGGAUAAUAAGAACCGAACACCGUGGGAAUUAUUUACAGAGGAGCAUAAAGAACUAAGGAGAGAAGGUGAAAAGUGGAUGAAGGAUACAGUAAACUUUUACAUUAUUGUGGCAACACUGAUUACCGGUGUGGUUUUCGCUGCAGCUUUCACUGUACCGGGUGGCAGCAAUCAAGACACAGGGAUCCCUAUUUUUUUGAAAAAUAUUUGGUUUAGGGUAUUUUUCAUAUCAGAUGCAAUAGCACUAGUCUCCUCUUCGACGUCAAUAUUAAUGUUUUUGUCAAUUCUCACAUCACGUUUCACGGAAAUGGAUUUCGUCGUGUCAUUACCAACAAAGUUGGAGUUGGGAGUCAGCGCACUCUUUAUCUCUAUAGCAGGCAUGCUGGUAGCCUUCAGCGCAACCUGCUGUUUGGUCUUUAAAAGUGAAAUGGCGUCGCUUCCGAUAGUUAUAAUUGCUUUGGCUAGUGUCCCAAUUAUUUUGUUCGUUAGAAUACAUUAUCAAUUCUGGGUUGAUAUCAUACGCUCAACAUACUCUUCUAGGUUUCUUUUUGGGCCGCUUAAUGAUCCAUUUCAAUUGAAGAGAGAAGAAGAUUGAAUUGAGGAGAGAAGUAAAGUUGAUUGAAAAUUAAUGCAGACUCUUUUAAUGGAAGAUGACAACUGGGCAAUUGUUUGUGUUUCUCAAAGUAACUUCAAGUAUGUGCUUUUUAAUGUUUCAACCUUCAAGUGUACCACGGUUUGAUACCAAAACUAAAUUCGUGUGUUGAGAUUGUGUUCUGAUUAUCCUAAUCAAAUUUCAUUAUUGUCCUUUUCUUUUUUGUUGAUUCAUGUUUAUCAAAUUUCAGUUGUAUUUUAGGAAUUUUAGGGAUGACAAUACUAACAUAUCUAUGGGUAUGGAUGGUCAAAGGUCCGAU